This is a messenger RNA of Apis mellifera (honey bee), 2851 nucleotides long. It is a transcript of the gene Mad1, whose product is annotated as mitotic spindle assembly checkpoint protein MAD1. NCBI's taxonomy places the organism in Eukaryota, Metazoa, Arthropoda, Insecta, Hymenoptera, Apidae. Bases 318 to 2360 code for a protein of 680 amino acids. The record is from RefSeq and is a predicted model, not a curated record. Gene Ontology annotation, cellular component: kinetochore; mitotic spindle; nuclear envelope. The transcript has 7 exons. Gene Ontology annotation, biological process: mitotic spindle assembly checkpoint signaling; attachment of mitotic spindle microtubules to kinetochore.
ACUUGACGUUAGUUAAUGCGUUGAUGCUUCAUGCAAACGUUACCACCAUAACUGUACAUAAGAAUGUAUUGUGACGCUACGGAAUGUAUUCAAAGAGUGUCUUGCAGUGAUGUUGCUUAAUAUUUAUAAAUAUAGUUUUUGUGGAACAAACAUAAUAAUUUGAAUAACAGUGUUGUAAAAAUUAUUCUAAAUAAAACGAAUUAUAUAAUAUAAUAUUCUAUAUGCUAUAAAUGUAUAUACAUUUAAAUUACGAUAAAACAACGCUUAUAGCAGUAAUUGAAUUUUCAACAAUAUAAUAUUAUUAAAGAUUUAUUAAGAUGAAUGAUAAAGAUCCAACAAGUGUUAUUCAAAUGAUAAAAGAUCUCAGAUCAGGUUCUGAAGCAUAUCGUAAAAGUAAUAAUAGCAAUGUGCCUGUAAAAUUAUCAGGAACUACAUAUACUUCAUCAGUACUUGACACUGAUGAAUGUAUAAUUUCACCAAAAAGACCAAGAUUGAGUGAUUCUAAUAAUUCUAAUUUAAAUAGGAGUGAAACAGAGAAUAUUCCUGGUAGUCCAUGGGAAUGGAGAAGAUUAAAAGGAGAGGUUAUAUCUUUGAAAACAAGAUUGUCUCAUCAAGAAGCUGCUGUACAACAGCUUCACAAAAUACGUAGACAAAUGGAAGAAGUUUUUGAAAAAGAAAAAGGGAUUUUAGAAAUACAAGUAGAACAAGAUAAACAAACAAUUAAACAAUUAGAAGUACGACUUGACAUUUCACGUAGAACAAUUCAGGAUACUCGCGAAGCACAAGCUGUUGCAGAAAAAGAAUUGUUUGAAGUAAAAACAAAUUUGGAACAGAAAAUUAUGACAUUAAUGAAUGAAAAUGCAAAGUUAUUAGGUGAUUUUAAACAUACAUCUACCCAAGAAAAUAAACCAAUAACAAAAGAUUUUACUGAUGGAUUUGAUUCGCAAUCGAAACUAGAAUCAGCCCAAACAAGAAUAAAACAAUUGGAAGAAAAAUUGAAGGAAUAUCAAAUAAAGCAACAAGAAUUGGAAUUACAAAAUGUAGAAUUUCAAGCUAUAAAAAUAAAAGUUGAGAGGUUAGAAUCAGAAAAGAUGCAAUGGGAGGAGGGAAAAAUAUUCACAGCAAAAGCAGCAAAAGCAAAUGAACUUGAGAAAGAACUAAUUAUUGCGAAAGAAACCAUUGCUUCAUUAAGAGAAUCUGUUAGAGGGAAACUACUUUUAGAAGAACAAAUGUCUAAUGUAAUGAAAAGAUUAGAACAUACAGAAAGAAUGGAACAACAAGUUGCAAUGCUUGAAGCUAAAAAAACGGAGCUUUCGUUACGUUUGGCUGAAUAUGAAUCUAUUGGAAUUACUGGACCAUCUGCUCUAAAACGUGAAUUAAAUCGAUUACAACAAGCUGAAUUAGUUUUAAAAGCAGAAGAAGGACAACUCAGAUCGAAACUCGACGCUGCGUUAAGGGAAUCACAUACUUUAUCAAAAAAUUACGAAGACGCUAAAAAAUUAGCCAUGAAUGUGACAGUUUCCAAAGAAAAAUUGAAUACAUAUGUGGGUAGACUGCAAAAAAAAAUGUUACUUAUCACGAGGGAGAGAGAUAGUUAUCGACAACAAUUAGAUUUAUACGAAAAAGAAAUAUCUAUAGAUAGCAAUAAUGCGAUAACCGAAAGAAUACCUGCGCUGGAACGCACGAUAGAUGUUUAUAGAGAUUUAGUUGCUAAAUUAGAAAGUGAUUUACAAGCAGCCGAAGGCUAUAACCAAACGGAAGAGUGUAAUAAAUUAAAGGAAGAAGUUGAACGAUUAAAGGGAGAAUUGGAACAUCGAGCACUAAAAGGCGAUUUCAAUUCUAAUGCAAGAGUAUUACACUUUACAAUGAAUCCUGCUGCUAUCGCAGAACAACAAGCAGAAGAGAAGCAAAAAGCGUUGUUAUGCGAACUGGAGGAACUUAGGGCAAAGGUAAUGCAAGGUGGAAUUAAUGCGACAACAUCUUCUCUUCAAGCACAAGAAAUAGCAGAACUCAAACAAACUCAUGAGAUCAAAAUAGCUCGUCUCAAAGAGGCUUUCAAAGCAUCUUCGCAAGAAUAUCGACAAGCUUGUUACCAAUUAUUCGGUUGGCGAGUGGAUAGAACAAAGGAAGGUCAAUAUAAAUUGUAUAGUCAGUAUGCUGAAUCACCGGAUGAUUUUUUGUUUUUCAAAAUCGGAGAGGAAGGAGUGAAUCUUCUAGAGACCGCUUUCUCUGCGACUCUUGGAGCAUUAGUGGAGCAAUAUUUACAACAACAACACAGCGUACCUAUGUUUCUCAAUGCCGUGCAAUCAGAUUUAUUUAAUCAGCAAACUAUGACGAACAUUCUAAGUGUACCUUCCUAAUUAAUCGCCAAUUAAUUUUUAUGUACGAGAUCUGGUAUAAAGAAAGCGAGACAGCUUUGAAAAACUUUUAUUUUUGACAAGUCAUAUAAUAGUUCAAAAAUAAUAUUCUUUGCGACAAUCCUUACUGGUUUUUAUUAUUUAUUUCAUAUCUUCAAACUUUUUUUUGAAAGAACUUUUUAAAUGAAUUAGUUGGAAGAUGAAAUUUAAUAAUUAAAAUCCAUAAUAUGUUAAUAUAAUUUUUUAAAUCAUUUAUUUUAUAUAUUAUUUUAAUUAUGAAAUUAAUAAUAUUUAAAUGCAUUUCCUAGCAAAAAGUAAAAAUUUAUUAUAGUGAUAAUAGAUUAGUUCGUUCUGAUAUAUUUUUUAUUGCUAGAUCUCGUAGAUCUUGUAAAAAAGUUCAUCCUCGAAUAAUGCUUAUUCAUUACAUAAUCAUGUGUUUUUAAUGGACAACAAAGGGAGUAACAAAUAAAACCAUGUUGCUUUUAUAUUCAAAA